AUGGAAAGUACUGGUGGGAGGACUUAUGUUCCUCUACGAGCGGUAACAAGUGUAAGUAAGCAAAUUGAAACAUUGAAGGAUUUACUUGAUGGUCCUAAUGAAUUUGUAGCAGCUGGAUUUGAACGUUUUCGACCAUUAAAUGAAAUGAAUUCGACAACUAGAUGCUUCAGUCGCAGCUUAAGUCGUACAAGAAAUCCAACUAAAUCACCUACCAGUUCAAUGUUACCAUCUUUGAAACAAACUCAUGAACAAUUCAAUAAAGGUCUCUGUUCAACUGGUGGAUUUAUUGUUUGUCAAGUAUUUAUCAAAUCUGGUCAGAAUGAUCCACAAACAGGUGAAAUAUAUUCAUCUAUUUGUACAGCAAAUCCAACUAUUACAAUCUGUAAUAGAUAUCAAUCAACUCAACCUAUACUACUUAGAUCAGCAUAUAUAUGUACAUUGAGUUUAAAUGAUGGAAAUGUACAAGUUAUACAAGGGAAUGAAUUAAACGAAUCUAACACAAGAAAUAUUACACAAUUGGGACCAUUUUAUCCAGGGAGUAUUGAUUACUUUGAAAUACCCUUAAAUGAUAUUAUGGAAAUCAGUAAGAUACGUAUAAGUCAUGAUGGUUACGGUACAUAUCCCGAAUGGUUACCAGAAGAAAUAUAUCUAAGAUUAACACAAAGUCCCCCUAGUACGACCAUGAAUUCACUCAAAUUCAGCACAAGAAAUUCUUCCUGUUUAACCAGACUAUUAAAUACUGAAGAAGAGAGUAAUUUAAUGUCAGGAUCUAUACCAACAUAUGAAAUUUCUUUUCCAUGUAUGAAAUGGUUAUCACGCUUUAAAGGUGAUGGCAGUUUGGUGCGUGAAAUCGCUGCACCUGGAACUCAACUACCUGAUCAAGCACCAAGACUUGGACGAAUAUUAAAAGUUUAUCCAUUGGAUAUUACAACAUUAUUUCAACAAGAGGAAAGAGCUCCUGUAAUUCAAUAUCAAGUAAUAACAAAAACUGGUAAACUUUGGAAUUCAGGAAUGAAUAAUACAACAAAAGUAAAUAUAUUAAUACAAGGUGAUCGUGGUGAUACAGGUACAAGAAUUUUAUGGAAUGAAGAAAUAUCUAAAAUGAAUGCAUUUUCAAGAGGGAAAACUAAUUCAUUCAAUGUUGAAGCUGUAUUUCUUGGUCGAUUAAAAUCACUUACUAUAUGGUUAGAAUCAGAUAAUAAUGGAAAUGAGAAUAUUUCAACUACUAAUACUACUACUACUACUACUAAUAAUAAUAAUAAUAAUAAUAAUAAUAACUGGUAUUUAGAAUAUGUGAUCAUUCAACAAUUAUCAAUGAAUUCUUCUAUGAAUAUAUUCAAUACAUUAUCUUCAUCUUCUACACAUUCACCUCAAUCAUUUCCUUAUACAAAUGAUCAUUUUCUAACAUGUACAAAUAAUAAUUUGAAUAAUAUUUAUAAUGAUAUAAGUGCAAUUUAUAUAUUUCCUUGUUUUCAAUGGUUAACAACAAAAUUUGGUAUGAAUUCUUUACCAAUUAAAUUAAUUCCAAUUAAUAGUAAUGGUACAUUUACAAUUAAUUUAAUUGAAACAAUUAUGGCAUAUCAAAAGGAACAAACAUUUUGGCAGGUUGAAAAAUGGAAGUUUAAACCAGGCACAAAAAUUAUUUUCUACAGUUAUCUAACUGGUGCACCUAUGCGUAUAAUCGAUUCUAACCGUAUUGAUUGUCAACCGAUUGAUUCAGUUAGCGGAGUAUCAAAUCAAAGAAAUGGAGAAGUUUUUAAUGUCUCUUAUGGAUUAACUAAUUCAAAACGUUCAAAACUAUCACGAUCAUCUUUACAUCAACAAUUUGGUUCAAGAGAUUUAUUAGAUAAUUAUAAACAAUCUAUAUUGAAUCAAAAUAUAGAAUAUUGUAAUGAUUUAAAUGAUAAUUUGAAAUCAACUAAUAAAAUGAACAAUCAUAAUAAGAAUACAAAAUGUAUUCGUUCAUUUGCAAGUGUACAAAAUCCAUGGCUUUCAAUGUGUUUAGAUGAAAUAGCUGGUUUACAUUUGAAAAUUAAUUCGGAUUUAGAUUCACAAUUUUUCAACUUUAAAAUACGCCCUCAGUCAGAACGUCUCAUUGCACUUGAAAUAAACAAAAAGAAUUCAUUGCAAUCUAGAAAGAUCCAUGUUUACGUUGGACCAGACGGUCGUGUCGUCAGUGGAGCAACAGGUCCUGUAACAAUUCCCGGGAAGUUAUUUCUACCGUAUGUAAAAGGUUGUCUAAGAGACCAAACAAUCUUAUGGUUAUGUACAGAAAUUCAACAAACAUUAAUACCUAUAAUAAUUCAUGAAACUAAUCAAAACAAUUCAGAAGUUAAAAUCAAUAGUUGUAAAUUUGAUUUACGUGCCACAGGUGAACGUACUACUGAAGCAUAUUGGAGAGUUCAUAAAGUAGACAAAAAUAUUAGACGAUUUGAAUCAGUUGCAUGGCCAGGAAACUUUUUACGUGUUACAUCAAAUAAUGUAGAUGUUAUGGGUGGCGGUGGGAUGGAUUGUUACUUUCAAAUCAAUCGUGUUCGUUGUAAAGGUUUUUUCCAAUUAUCACCUCUUGUGAAUAUUAAAAAAAUUAUUGGAAUGAAUGAAGAUGGAACAAUCACUUUAUACGACAAAGAUACAAUGGAAGAAAAUUCACGUUUUUAUCCAGAAGUUGUCAAAUAUGGUUUCUCGAGUCCACAGACUCAAUUGAAUAGUUCAUGUUUAACAAACAGAACAGUUAAUAUAAGUCCUCAACCAAUCAUUUCAAAUUCACUAUCAGAUAAUGAUAAUGAAGAAGAUGAAGAGAAUAAAGGAAAUCUACAAAAAGAAUCUAAAAUUACAUCCACAAGACAACAACAACAGAUGUUAGAAUUAAUACAAUCUCAUAAUCAAACCGAUAUGGACACAACCAAUAGUGUAUUUGUUGAUGAUACAAACUUUAAUGGAAAUGAUUUGAAUAAGACACAAACUUUAGAUAAUCCAAAUGAAAUUCAGACUAUGAAAGAUUCCAGUUGGAAAUUAUCUAUUUAUACAGAGAAAUCAGCACAAAACUGUGAAAUCGUUUUAGUCGUCUACGGCAUAGACGGUAAUUCAGGUCCAAUAUUAAUUGGUAGAUCAAAUGAUGAAAAAGGAUUAUUUCAGGCAAAUAGAAUUGAUAAUUUUAUGAUUAUAGUGGGAAAUAUCGGUUCAAUUUAUAAGAUACGUCUAGAAGUGAAUCAAAUAAAUCCGGAUAAUGAUAGUGAAUGGGAAGUUGACAAAUUGAUCCUAGAAAAUGGUAAAAUAAACAAACAAUUAAUAUUUGAUUUUAUUGGUCGGCCAUUUGGAAAAUUAAACAAUUUUUAUUGUUUAUCUCGAGAACAAAUUACCCAUUUACAUUUAUCAAAUAAAAUAAUGAAGAAACAAUCAGGAGAAGAGCAACAACAACAAGACGACGACGAAGAAGAAGAAGAAGAAUUCAAAUUAUGUCUAUUGAAUUAUCGUAUACAAUUAGAAUUCAAUGAUGAUGUAAUUAGAAGAAAUGAUAAAUUAAAUAUUGCAUUAGAACCAUAUAUUUGUUUAAUUGGACAAUAUGGUGAUAGUGGUCGUAGAUUAAUCGGUUAUAUUACUGAUAAACAAUUAAUUAUUAAUAAGAAAAGAAAUAUUCUGGUACUUGAUACGUUGAUUGAGUCAGCUUAUCUUGGUGAGGUGACCAGCUGCUUUCUAGGUCCAGUUGAUAUUGAAGAACGAUUACAAGAGGAACGUACUGGUUUACUAUGUACUAAAAUUUUGAUAUGGGAUACAAAAAAAGAGGUGGUUUAUGAAAUCCCAGCAGAUACUUGGCUACUUUUUAAAAGAAAUGAACAAACACAUGAAAUUCACCUGGAAGUUGGUCAAAUACAUUCCAUCGAAACAUAUGAAGAGGAAUCUAAUGAUGAAAUAAUCAAACCAGAUGAAACGACUCCAGUUGUCGAACAAUAUGAAGCCAACAAAAUUGACAAUAGAAACACUUCAGAAGAUGUACAUUAUAACACAGAUGAAUUGAAUAUUUUACGUGAUGCUCAACUUCUAGUAUCUACCAUAAUCAAGAAAUCAGAAAUGAAUUUAAUGCUCUUUGAAAGUCAACUCUCUUUGAUGUUAUGA
Schistosoma haematobium is the source of this 4113-nucleotide messenger RNA. RefSeq lists its product as uncharacterized. The transcript is spliced from 21 exons. Bases 1 to 4113 code for a protein of 1370 amino acids. The record is from RefSeq and is a predicted model, not a curated record. Gene Ontology annotation, molecular function: protein binding. Lineage: Eukaryota; Metazoa; Platyhelminthes; Trematoda; Strigeidida; Schistosomatidae.